Eucalyptus grandis is the source of this 6160-nucleotide messenger RNA. RefSeq lists its product as uncharacterized. The record is from RefSeq and is a predicted model, not a curated record. Gene Ontology annotation, molecular function: ATP hydrolysis activity; ADP binding; DNA binding. Gene Ontology annotation, biological process: defense response. The coding region runs from base 1 to 5967 and encodes 1988 amino acids. NCBI's taxonomy places the organism in Eukaryota, Viridiplantae, Streptophyta, Magnoliopsida, Myrtales, Myrtaceae. The transcript has 6 exons.
AUGGAGGCAAGAGAUGAUUGUGCAACUGACCAUUUAGUCGGGAUAGAUGAUCAAGUGGAAGCGGUAAUGGACUUGCUGGACUAUGACUUUGGUCGUGCACGGUGUCUUGGAAUUCAUGGCCCAAGUGGCGUUGGGAAGACAACCUUUGCCACGGCUCUCUUUGACAAGCUCAUUUCUAGCUUUGAUCGGUAUUGCUUCUUGCGAGAUGUCAGUGCAUCAUCACGGCGUGAUGGCCUAGUAUUUCUACAAAAGAAAGUGCUAUCCAAUAUCCUCGGUGAAACUGAGCCUAUGGUUGACAUCAGUGACGUUGAUGAUGGAAUGAAGGUUAUUGGGGAAAAAGUUCAUGAUAAAAAGGUUCUAAUUGUUUUAGAUGAUGUGGACCAUAGGAAACAGCUUGAGAAACUAAUUGGCAAGAUCACUUGGUUUGGUGCAGGAAGUAGAGUUGUAAUUACGACUAGAAGCAAAAGCAUCCUAGAAUAUGUGGAGAAAAUCAUACCUUAUGAACUGAAAGAAAUGAAUUCUGAUCAAGCUCUUCAGCUUUAUAUGAAUCAUGCAUUCAAAAGAGAAUCUCCUAGAGACAAUCAUUAUGGCAGGCUUUCAAAGGAUAUUGUUUCUACUUUGGGAGGACUUCCUUUGGUCAUUGAGGUCAUAGGUUCAUUUCUUCAUGGGAAGCACAAAACUAUAUGGAAUGAUACGCUAGAACAGUUAAGGGGCAUCGCUUAUGAAGACGUCCACCAAAAAUUGAAAAUUAGCUAUGACACCUUAAAGUUCAUUCAAAAGCAGAAUUUUCUUGAUAUUGCAUGUUUUCCUUUUCAUGAGGAGGAGAUUAAUGCAUCUUACAUGUGGAAAGAUCACGACUUUUUUCCACAAAUAGAUAUUGAAGUCCUCAGUUCCCUUUCAUUGAUAAAGAUCAGAGAGAACGGUGGGUUAUGGAUGCAUGACUUGCUAAAAGACCUGGGACGCCAAAUUGUCCAUGACGAAAACCUGGAUUCUGGAAAGCGUAGCAGACUGUGGAUUUCUGAUGAAGCUAUGGACAUGGCGAAAACAAAAGAGAACAAAAGAGAUAUCCAAGCGCUCAAUUUAGCUGGAGAUUCUACUCUACUCAUCUUAACUGAUGAAGACUUCUCAAGGCUGCCAAAUCUAAGAUUCCUUGAAUUAGACGGGGGCAGCUUUAUCGGGGACUUCACGAACCUCUUUUCAAAGUUAAGAUGGUUUUCUUGGAGUCAUUGUCCUCCAGAUUUAGUGGCAACUAAUCUGUUCUCACAAAACUUGGUAGUCCUCCAACUCUCUGAAUUUAACGACGCCAAUGAUUGGGAGGGGUGGAGCCAAAUUAAGAUGCUACACAAUUUGAAAGUUCUACAGCUGACACGUCUAAACAUGAUCAAGAUUGACUUGUCUGGGUGUUUUGCUCUGGAAAGAUUGAUCAUUAAAGAAUGUCAAGAAUUGGUUGACAUCGAUCGCUCCAUUGGGGAUCUAAAACAGUUGGCUUACUUGAAUAUUGAGGGUUGCCAUCGACUAAAAGAUUUGUCUGGUGAAAUUGGUCAGCUAGUGAAAUUAGAACACUUAUCUUUGAGUAACUGCUCAGAGUUAUUGGGACUCCCUAGCUCGAUCGGAAACCUAAAAUCAUUGAUCAAGUUGGAUCUAUCCUUCACAUCAAUUGAAGGAUUGCCUCGUUCUAUUGGAUAUCUUGCAAAUCUCAAGUCUUUAUCUCUUGCAGGAUGCAAAAAGAUUUGGGAACUUCCGGAUUCAACCGGAAACCUAGAGUCUCUAACUGAAUUGGAUCUGUCGUCCACGUGCAUCAAUGUGUUGCCUCAUUCUAUUGGAAGUAUAAAGACUCUGACUGUCAUAAAGAUGGAACAUUGCCGGCUAGCAGAGUUUCCUUCAGCCAUUGGCUUUUCAAUGAAGCUCGAAGUGAUACAUGCUAGAGGAUGUUCCACUAUGGUAGGCGAAGUUUCAAGUGAAAUUGGGAAAUUGUCCUUUCUGAAAAUCCUUGAUCUAUCAUACACUCGCAUCCGUCGGGUGCCAGAAACAAUUGCUGCGCUCCCUCGGCUAGAAGAACUGAUCCUUGAGAAUUGUGAUGAGCUGCAAGUGUUGCCUUCACUUCCCACAAGUUUGACUCGUCUACUUGUUAGUUCUCUGUCCUUGCAGUCUAUUUCAGAUCUGUCAAACUUGACUAAUCUAGUUAAUCUUCUCUUAUCAAAUGGCAAGGAAUAUCCAUCACGACUAUUUUCAGGCUCAUUCGUAAUCUAUAACUUCGAGUGGAUUAGGAAGUUAUCCAAGUUGAGAAAUUUAAAACUGUGCGUUCAGCACUUUAUCAUGUCACUAACUACAUUGGGUUCCCUUUCUCGUUUAAGGAAACUUCACAUGUCUGGCCUCCUAAACCCAAAAGUUCGCAGCUCAGUAACAGCUUGCUCAGGUUUAUCCAACUUGAGAAAUCUAAUUAUUUUGAAGCUCUGUCGCUUUCGGGACGAGGAGAUCCAUCUCAGCGGACUAGAGAAGUUGAGACAUCUAACUGUCCACCAAUGUCCAGUCCUUGAAAGAAUUAUAUUCCCCAUGUCAGGCCUGAAGAAACUAAAAGAAUUGGAAAUACGUGACUGCCCGAUGUUGAGAGAGAUUCCUGGUCUUGAGGCAUUGCGAACACUGCAGAACCAGUUCCGUCUGCCAAUUAAUAGGUUUAGUGAUCUGUCGAGAUCGCAGGAGUUGAUGGAGAAUCGUGACCAGAGGGUUCUCAUGAAAACAGACUCGGAAAGCUCCAAUUCGAGGAAGAUGAAGAGGAUUGACUCUGCCGGGGAGGAGGAGUCGACUCUGACAACAGACAAUUCGGUAGAGGAUCCACCGGCGGUGGUGAUGAAGAGGCCACGUUCGUUGUCGACGCUUCAAUCGAACAAGUGGUCUCCAGCACCGGCGGUGAUGAUCCGGGGGCCACAUUUGUUGUCGACGCUUCAAUUGCACAAGCGGUUUGUGGAGGAGUCGACUCUGAGGAAGGACAAUUCGGAGUCGACUCUGACGAAGGACGAUUCGGAGUCGACUCCGGCGUCGGACAAUUCAGAGUCGACUCUGACGACGGACAAUUCGGCGGAGGAUCCAUUGACGGAGGUGUCUAAGCCACCUUCGGUCUGGACGCCUCAAUUUCGCAAGUGGCUCACGGAGGCGGAGUCGACUCUGACGUCGGACAAUUCGGUGUUGUCUCUCACAACGGACAAUUCGCUGGAGCAUCCAUCAGUGGAGUUGCCGAAGAAGAGACCACGGUUGGUCUGGACGCCUCAAUUGCACAAGCGUUUCGUGGAUGCGGUCGUACUGCUAGGGAUUGGUAAUGCGAUGCCGAAGAUGAUACUGCAGCUGAUGAAAGUGGAUGGACUGACCCUCGAGAACGUCGACAGUCACUUGCGAAAGUACAGGCUUUAUUUGAAGACCAUGCAGAGGCUGUCCCGGGGCGUUGAUGAGCUUCCGUGCGAAUCCAUGGAGUAUAGGACAAAUGCAUCAGACACAAUGAUACCAGGAGAGUGCCAAGUCGUAACUCACGAUUGUCCGAAAAUAGGUGAUACUCCUCAGGGUGGUAUGUUGGCAAAUGCAUCAGCCACAGUGAUACCAGAAGAAUGCCAAGUCGUAAUUCAAAAUUGUCCGAAAAUAGGUGAUACUCUUAAGGGUGGCAUGUUUUACGAGGAUUAUAGAGAUAAGUUGCCUGGAAGGAUCAAGUCUUAUUUAGAUCAGCACACAUCCGACAGUACGCGCGAGGUGGCUACAGUGGAAGAGAAAAGACCAGUUGCCAGUAUCGAAAAAUAUGGUGGAACUGAUUAUCAAGUAAACCACAUCGUAAGCCUGAUGAAUAUUGAUGAUAAGGACAAGCAGAUCGUUGUCGUGAUCCAAGGAGAAGAUGGGAUUGGCAAGACGACUCUUGCAAAACUCAUUUACAACCGAGUCUCCCGUGAUUUUGAUGGAUGUAGCUUCCUCGAAGAUAUUAAAGAAACAGCUCGAGUAUCAGGAGGGCUUCAGCUUUUGCAAAUUAAAUUGAUUUCCGAUAUUCUAAAACGGGAACUUGAGGAUGUUGCUUUUGUCAGCGGGGGAAUUGAGUUUUUCAAGGACUUACUUUGCAACAUGAGAGUCCUGAUUAUUCUCGAUGACGUGGAAAAUGCUUUUCGUGUACAGAAGCUCAUCGGAGAUUGCUUUGAUUGCUUUGCUUCUGGAAGUAGGAUCCUUGUUACCACCAGAAACAGUGUCGUCCUGGAAGACUCUCCUCAGAUCCGGACUUAUGAUGUUAGUCAGUUAGAUAAAGAUCAGGCUCUUCAACUCUUUAGGCAGCAUCCAUCUAAACCACCACCUUCUUUCUUAUUUUGGAACUACGAGCUUUCGACAAGUCUUUAUGCUAAGGCAAGACUCCCAUUGUUCAUUGAUGUUAUGUGUGCAGUCUGCAAAAAUACAACGCUGAAGGAAUGCCAAAAUUUACUACAGCGACCAACAUUCCAGUGGAGGGAUUUUCAGAUUAUUUUGGAGGGAGGACUAAAUUAUGAGCAGAAACAAAUAUUUCUGGAUAUCGCCUGCUUUACCACUGGAAUGGAUAGCAGAAUUGCUUUGUACUUAUGGCAUGACUUCUCCUUGCUGCCUCCCAGUGAAAUUUUGACUCCCCUAGCCAAAAUUGGAGAGAACAACCAGAUUUGGAUGCAUAGCACGUUAAGGCGACUUGGCAGAGAAAUCGUUCGGGGGGAGAGUCUUACAAAUCCAGGAAAGCGGAGUAGAUUAUUUAAUCAUGAAAUAGCUCUCAAUACGAUAAAGCAGAAAAAGGGAACAGAGAAGGUUGAGGCACUCAGCCUUAACUUUCAGUGGCAUACUUCAGUCAAACUUACACCAGAAGAUUUUGAGAGCAUGCCAAACAUACGGUUUCUUCAAAUGGAUCAUGCAGACAUUACCGGAGAUUUUGCUAACCUUCUUCCAAAUUUAAGGUGGCUCCGUUGGCGAGGGUGCCCUCGACAUCUCCAAGUGACUAAUUUUCGCCUGGGAAACUUAACCAUUCUCGAUCUGUCGUGGAGCAAAGUUACGAAAGACUGGGAAGGCUGGGAUCAAAUAGAGAUGAAGAACUUAAGAGUUCUAGAUCUUACAGGUUGUGCUGACUUAUUAGUCACUCCUAAGUUCUCUGGCUGCAAAAAUCUGGCCAUAUUGAUUCUGGAGCGAUGUUCACAAUUGGUCAAGAUAGAUCAUUCGAUUGACGAUUUGAGGUGCUUGGUUUCCUUGAAUUUGAAGUUCUGCGCAGAGCUCAGCAUGUUGCCGGUAGAAGUGGGUCACCUGACAGCUCUAAAAGAGCUUUACAUGGAUGGGACUUCGAUCCAAGAAAUUCCCAUCUCCAUUGGUCAUCUAAAGCAGCUUGAAACUCUGACUGCCUCAAACUGCUUCUCAUUGACUCAGCUACCAAGAACGAUAUGUCACUUGACGAAUAUCUCAUUUCUUUCCCUGGAUGGCACUAGAAUUGCAGCACUUCCCGACUCAAUUGGAGAACUGGUCACACUUAAACACUUGUCAUUAAGGGAUUGCCGUCGAAUAAGGAAGCUUCCAAACUCAAUUGGCAACAUAGGGAGAUCAUUAGUCGAGUUAGACAUGUCAGGGACUGGCGUUUCUAAGUUUCCAGAUUCGAUAUUAAAUCUACAAAAUUUGAAGGUGCUGAGGAUGGAUUCUUGUUUCUUUAGAGAGUUCCCUCCUGAUAUUGGAGAGCUUGCCAGCCUCGAAGAAAUACACGCCUCCUGGUGUCGGAGUCUCGAGGGGGGUAUUCCAAGCGAGAUUGGGAAACUGCAUAAUCUGAGAAUUUUGAGGCUACGACAUUCUACUAUUUCCAGCUUACCGGCAGAGAUCCACCAACUUUCCAAUCUUCGAACACUUGAUUUACUCCACUGCGACAUGAUCAAAAAGUUGCCAAGGCUUCCCUCUAGCAUAAUGGUUUUGUGUGUAGAUGAUGAACUGAAGUCGUCGCAUUUGCCAUAGCUAGGAAAGCUAUCCCACAGUCAUGGAAACUAGGCUCUAGGGACCGUGGAGAAAUUAUGGCCUUUCCAUUUCCUUCCAUGUCGCCAUUCCAAAUUUGAAUAUGGACAUCACCAAGAAGAAGUGUUUAUAUGAAGUUUGCAAAGUCGUUUUGUAAACUUUAUAUGUGUGGAUAGUGUUGAGAAAACUCUCAUCA